AUGGCGCGAGUGUCGAACAGUUCACAUGCUCUACGGGACCUCAUCCAGAGAGCUUUCUAUAAGCGGGUCUAUCCAGCAGUAGCGGUGGAACAAGCACUCGGCGAGGGCGCUGAUAUCAACAUUCAAGAUCCCUAUGGGCGGACGGCUGUUCACGUGAUCACCUAA
Perkinsus marinus ATCC 50983 is the source of this 165-nucleotide messenger RNA. RefSeq lists its product as hypothetical. The transcript is spliced from 2 exons. NCBI's taxonomy places the organism in Eukaryota, Perkinsozoa, Perkinsida, Perkinsidae. The coding region runs from base 1 to 165 and encodes 54 amino acids. The record is from RefSeq and is a predicted model, not a curated record.